Molecule: messenger RNA, 3504 nt
Organism: Trichomonas vaginalis G3
Lineage: Eukaryota; Parabasalia; Trichomonadida; Trichomonadidae
Product: antigen BSP-related family
Exons: 1
Coding region: 1-3504 (1167 amino acids)
Source: RefSeq, a predicted model, not a curated record
AUGAAAGAACUGAUAAUUAGAGGAGAUGUUCGACAGCUAGAGUACUUUGAAAAUGCGACAUUGAUUAAUAUUACUAUCCUUGAAUGCCACUCAAUCGGAUUAGGAGCUUUUGCAGCAUGUUCUAAUCUUAAAGAAGUCAGAAUCUCUGGAGAUCUAACAAAUAUUAGCAAUGGAUGCUUUUAUGCAUGUUCUAAACUUGAUAAAGUUGAAUUGCCAAAUACAAUCAGGUAUAUUGAAGACGAAGCUUUUCUUGAAUGCUAUACACUUACUGAAAUUAAUUUCCCUAACACAUUACAGGAAAUUGGCAAUGGCGCCUUUAGUGGGUGUCGAUAUAUUUCACCAAAUUUCGGCCAAAAUCUCAGGAAGAUAGGAAAUGGUUGUUUUUCUUCAUGCAUCUCUAUAGUUGAAGUAACAUUAUAUGGAGAAAUUGAAUAUUUAGGAAAUGGAGCAUUUAGAUUUUGUCCUAAUUUGACAAUCUUUACUUUGAUAUCAAAUAAAAGUUUUCAAUUAGGAUAUGACAUUUUUUCUGGUUGUGUCAAAUUAAUUAAUGUGCAUCUCCCAAAUUUUAUCAAUGAAAUACCAGAUAGUUGCUUUUAUAAUUGCAAAAGUCUUACAACAUUUAUUUUACCGCCUAAUAUUACUAAAAUAGGAAAAUCGGCAUUUUAUAACUGUGAACAAAUCCGAAGUGUCACUUUUCCAGAGCAUUUACAAAUAAUUUCUGAUGGAGCAUUCAGUCAUACUGGUAUUGAAUCAAUUAAUUUACCGAUCAGUGUUAUUGAAAUCGGAAAUAACGCUUUUAGUGAUUGUUAUUAUUUAAAAUCUUUCAUCCUAAAUGAUGCUGUUACAGAAUUAAAGGAAGCAUGUUUUGAAAAUUCAUUUAAUGGUAUUACUUUAUUCCUUCCCCGGUCAAUAAUAAAAAUAGGUAGAAGAUGCUUUUAUAAUAGCUCAAUAAUUGAAAUUGCAUUAUCAGAAAAUAUUAAUAUAUUAUCGGAAUAUUCUUUUUAUAAUUGCACUAACUUAAAAAGAAUAAUUCUGCCAACAAAUUUAUAUGAAAUACAUGAAGGUUGCUUUUUCAGCUGCUCAAAUAUUAGAGAAUUAAGAAUUCCAUCACAUGCAAAUAUAAGAAGAUAUCGAUGGAAUAGUUUGAUGACAAGUUUAAGUAAAAUCAUAUUUGAUGAAGGUAUACAAAGUAUUAAUGAUCAAGAAUUUUUUAAUUUCACUAACCUUAAAGAGGUUCAGUUUCCAAGUUCGUUAACAACAAUUAAACAAAAAGCCUUUGUUAAUUCAGGAAUAGUAUCUCUUCAAAUUAAUAAUGUUACCAAUAUUGAAUUGCAGGCGUUUGCAAGUUGUCUUUAUCUUGAAGAAGUUAUAUUUGGGAAUAACUUGGAACAAUUAAUAAUUGGUGAUUAUGCAUUUGUAAAUUGCAAAUCACUAAAAAUGGUAACAUUUCCAAAUUUUCCAAUUUAUUUUGGAACAUAUGCAUUUAGUGGAAUGAAUAAAGUUGAAGAAAUACAUAUCCUUGCAUCAUAUUCUGGAAGAAAUAAUUGCCCAUUUUAUUGUAUGUCAGACUUGAAAAAAGUUAUCUUUGAUUAUGGAAUAGAGACAAUAUACAAACAAGAGUUCAAAUUUUGCGCAAAUCUUCAAGAAAUCAUAUUCCCAGAAACAUUAAGAUAUAUUCAGGAGGAAGGUUUGUAUUACACUGGUCUUCUUACAGUUCAUUUACCAAUUUUAGUUCAAGAAAUUGGUAAAUCAGCGUUUGCUCAAUGCUGUUCUCUCAAAGAAAUAACAUUCAAUGACUGGAUAAUGUUCCUUCCAGAAUCUUGUUUUGAAGGUUCAUUCAACUUUUCUGAAAUCAAUCUUCCAUCACACCUAACAACAAUUAAACCAAAUUGCUUCAAAGAUGCAAAAAUCACUUUUAUAACCUUUCCAUCAUCUCUAGAACAAAUCCAGAAGGAUGCAUUCAACAAUUGCAAAUAUUUAAAUAUGUCAUUGAAUUUUCCAUAUAAUCUUUCAUAUAUAGGAAGAUCGGCCUUCUAUAAUUGUGAAUUAAUUAAUGAAAUAACAAUUCCAUCAAAUCUUACUAAUAGAAGCCCGGGGUGUUUUUCAUAUAUAACAGGUUUAGAAAAAGUCAUUUUUGAAUCAGGAAUAACAGAAAUUUAUUAUGAAGAAUAUGCAUAUUGCAUUAACUUGAAGGAAAUUAUACUACCUGCAUCUCUAUUAAAAAUUCAAGAAAAUGCAUUCAUGAAUUCAGGUUUAGAAUCAAUUAGCAUUCCAAUUCAAUGCAAAAAUAUUGGAAAAGCAGCUUUUAAAAACUGUUAUUCAUUGAACGAAGUUAUUUUAAAUGGAAAUUUCUAUUCUCUCCCAAUUUCUUGCUUUGAGAAUGGAAUUAAACUUAAAACAUUUAAUUUUCCAUCAGGUUUGAGAGUCAUUGAUAAUUAUUGUUUUAUGAACUGUUCAUUUGAAACCAUAACCCUUCCCAAUUCAAUAGAUGAGAUAAAAGAUUAUGCAUUUUAUAAUUGUUCGUUCUUGAAAUCAUUUGAUUUUCCUAACAAAGCUUAUUCAUUUGGAAGGUAUUCAUUAGGUGGUACCAAUUUAAUCGAAGAACUCUUCAUCCCACAUAUAUGGGGAGAUUAUAGAGGAUCCCAUUUAUUUGAUGGGAUGAUAAAUCUAAAGAAGGUAAUAUUCCAAGAUGGUGUCGUAUCAAUAUGCUAUGGCGAGUUUGCAAAUUGUAUUCAUCUUACUGAAGUUCAACUACCACAAUCUCUAACAGCAAUACGGGCACAUGCCUUUAAUAAUACAGGAUUUAUUAGGUUUAUAUUACCAGAUAUUAUUACUGAUCUUGGAGAAUCUGUUUUCAGUAAUUGUUUUUCAUUGAAAGAGUUUAUUUUCAACAAAAACAAAUACAUCCCGAGUUCAUUCUUUAAGAACUCUUUCAAUUAUACAGAAUUCAUAAUCCCUCCGACUGUUCGAGAAAUAUGGGAAAGCUGUUUUGAAAAUUGUAAAUUGAUUUCAAUUCAUAUACCAGAUUCAAUCCGUUAUUUCAAACGCUUUGCUUUUUAUAAUUGCUAUACUCCAAAUAUUCUUCAGUUGCCGCCAGGACCAUUUUAUUUAUAUGAUUUUUGUUUCAGUGGUUCUCACUUAGAUAAGAUAUUAACAUUAACCACAAAUCACACACAAUAUGGUGCAUACUUUUUUGAAAACUGCACUGAUAUUGAAAAGGUAAUCAUUUCUGAUCAAAUUAAAAUCAUUAGGAUGGAAAUUUUUGCAAAUUGUAUUAAUCUUAAAGAAAUAAUACUUCCAAAUGAUAUAGAAAUAAUAAAUGAGAGAGCAUUUAUGGGCACAAAAUUGCAUUCGGUAAUUUUACCUGAGAGUGUUACUGAAAUUGGUGUUGGUGUAUUUAUGAAUUGUUAUUAUUUGAAAAACAUUAUAUUAGGGAGUAAUAUUAUAGAAUUUAUAAUUGUAUUAAUCUUCGUUGCUUGCAAAUAUCAGAUAAUGUCGUAUUGA